AUGAGCGGGCCCGGCCCGCCGGCGGCCCCCGGCCCCCGCCGCGAGGGGUUCGGCAGCCUCCUGGGGCGCCUCCGCGACAGUGAAGCCAAAAGGCUGGAAUUAGAAAGAAAAUUGAUGGAGUACAGAAAGUCUGAUGCACACCUAAUGAAACUAAAAUACAUGAAGCUGAAAAAAUACUUGAAAGAAAUAGAUGAACGACAAAAAGGAGCUCUUCUGCGAAACCAGACCUUUUUAAAGGAAUUCGACCAACUUGAAGCUCAUAUGAAAAUUUCAAGUUCAGAGAUGAUUCAGAAGAUGGAAACAUGGUAUGGAAGAGAAAUUAAAAGUAUAUUGUCACUUCAAGAGGGUAACAUGUCAGCAGAAGGUGACAAGGAAGAAGACUACAACGAGCAGAUGCCGUGGGUUGGAAGGCAGACAGAAAUUAGCACCGGAGCAGCCGUGCCAAGAGGACUGUAUCAUCCAGCAACAGUCUUUAUGGGCUGCCACACAUCAGCCGUCUCAGCUGCCGGAGGUUUGGGCAUGUGGCAGAAAUGCCUCCAGCCCGCAGAGAGCCACCUGGCACCCGACCCACCUUCGUGCUCUCCAUCGCUUGAAGGACUUGGUCCAGAGAACAGAAGCGCCGAUUUAGAGAGUGAUGCAUCAGUGGAGGGAGCAGUGAGACGUGGGGACCUGGCAGCCGGUGAGGAAGGCUCUGAGCAGCUCAUCUCCUCAGCAUCUGAUCCUGAACCAGCUGCCCCCGAGGAGGAACGGCUGCAGGGGAGCGUCCCAGGACCAAAGCCUUGCCUGAGUAACUGGUGGACUUGUAAGGAGGCGAGCUGGGAGAGCAGUGUUGAGCUCUCAGUCCCCGCGAGCGCCGAGGAGGCGAUGCCGAGCGCUCCUGGCAUGCUGCGGGGAAUGGCCUCACCAGCAGACGGCUGGGAGCAGGGCAGGGAUGCCUGCGCUGCGGAGGGCUCCCCGCUGCAACCACCAGACCCUCCCGCAGCGCAGGAGGAGCCCUCGGUCAGCGCAGCACCGGGCGGGCACCGCGGGAUGCUGGCGGGACUCUCCCGUGCACUGCAGCUGAUAGAAGACAUGGCGGUGAGGAUGAGCCCCCAGCACCGGGCGCUGUACCAGGGCGAGCACCUGGGGACGAUGGGGACGGAGGAGCUGCUCAGCUUUUGUAAUCGGGCCGACAGUCUGAAAGAAGACGACCUUGAAGCAUGCGAAGCAGUUGUCCUUCAUCAGCUUCGGGCUUUAUUACAGAGCCCGCUGAAUGGAUGCCUCCUACCUGAGAAAACGCUCGAUGCCAAAGGUAGAGCGGUGGAUGAAAAGCAAACCAGGCCAGACCAGCAGUGGGACGUGGACGAGCUGCAGACUUGCUUGAGCAACCAUGCCUUGCUCUUGAAAAAGCACCGGGUUCAGCUCACGGAAGAAGUGGCGGAGAUGUUUGAAAGCCUACUCGUUUCCGGCAAGACGGCGCAGGAUGGCCAGGCUCUGAGAGAGGUCCUUCCAGAAGAGUGUGGGGAUAGGUCAUCUAUUCAGAGCAAUGAAUCAUCUUACAGCUUGCCAUCGGUCCCAAACGACGGCGGGGAAAUAAAGCAGGCAAAAGACUCUCCCUGGCUCGCCGGCACGGGAGAACAAGAAGUCACAAGCUGGUGUGAAGAUGAGAGCAAGGAAGAAAGCGCGGUCGAAAAGAUUCCUAUUACAGGUUGGGAUAGUGGUGACAACAGUUUCAAAGCAAAAGCAAGCCAAGAAACGCGUUCGGAAACUAGUUCUUCAUCGAAUGAAAGAAGUCCUCCCUUCUCAAGGACUGAAACCAGGAAGGGAAUGGUAACUGCUAUAAAAUCCAAAGCUUUUUGGGGCGAAUCUGACGACAGCAGCUCCGAGAUUGAGGCUGCUUUGCGCCCACAAACUCACAGCACAGAAGCAGACGAAUUUGAUGACUUCUACGAUUAAGAUUCCCCUGCUCGCUUUUGGGAAGAAAUAAACAAUAUCGUCCUGUACAUGUUGAGAGUGGCGCUGUCUAAAGUGCAGCUCGUCACUUUAUAGUCAAAGAAACU
Molecule: messenger RNA, 2039 nt
Organism: Gavia stellata (red-throated loon)
Lineage: Eukaryota; Metazoa; Chordata; Aves; Gaviiformes; Gaviidae
Gene: KIZ
Product: kizuna centrosomal protein
Exons: 14
Coding region: 1-1935 (644 amino acids)
Biological process (GO): spindle organization
Cellular component (GO): centrosome
Source: RefSeq, a predicted model, not a curated record